Sesamum indicum (sesame) is the source of this 2606-nucleotide messenger RNA. Its product is annotated as glutamine--fructose-6-phosphate aminotransferase [isomerizing] 1. NCBI's taxonomy places the organism in Eukaryota, Viridiplantae, Streptophyta, Magnoliopsida, Lamiales, Pedaliaceae. The record is from RefSeq and is a predicted model, not a curated record. Gene Ontology annotation, molecular function: carbohydrate derivative binding; L-glutamine:D-fructose-6-phosphate transaminase (isomerizing) activity. Gene Ontology annotation, biological process: carbohydrate derivative biosynthetic process; UDP-N-acetylglucosamine metabolic process; fructose 6-phosphate metabolic process.
CAAACACCACCAUCCAGUUGGGUAUUUUCAACAUCCCUUCCUUCCGUUCAUCUCCCUCCAUAAUUUUAUUCCACAUUCUCGUUGCCUGCUCAUUCCCAGAAGCAAACAAUCCAAGGAGUCGCAGGUAUGUGCGGGAUUUUCGCCUAUCUGAAUUUCAACAUCAGCAGAGAAAGGCGCUACAUUCUGGAAGUACUUUUCAAUGGCCUCCGGCGCUUGGAGUACAGAGGCUAUGAUUCCGCCGGAAUUUCCAUUGAUUCUUCUCUAACCUCCUCAAAUGCCGGUGUUGCCCCUCCGUCUCUUGUCUUUCGGCAGGAGGGGAACAUCGAGUCUCUCGUCAAAUCUGUCUACCAAGAUGUUGCUGCUACUGAUUUAAAUUUGCAAGAGUCAUUCUUGAUUCAUGCUGGAAUUGCACACACUCGAUGGGCUACACAUGGAGAACCAGCCCCAAGGAAUAGUCAUCCUCAGAGCUCUGAUGCAGGAAAUGAGUUCUUGGUUGUUCACAAUGGAGUCAUAACCAAUUAUGAGGUGUUAAAAGAGUCGCUAGUUCGACAUGGUUUCACCUUUGAAUCUGACACUGAUACGGAAGUCAUCCCAAAGCUUGCAAAGUUUGUCUUUGAUAAUGCAAAUGAAGAAGGCGUAGGUGACAAGCGUGUAACAUUCAGUCAAGUUGUGCUCGAAGUAAUGAGGCAUCUGGAAGGAGCAUAUGCCCUCAUUUUCAAAAGCCGGCAUUAUCCCAAUGAAUUGAUUGCAUGCAAACGUGGUAGUCCAUUGCUCCUUGGUGUUAAAGAAUUAACAGAAGAGGACAACAGAGCAUCUUUCAAUGACUCGAAAUUUCUUUCAAGCAAUGGGGAACCAAAGGAACUCUUUUUGUCAAGUGACCCCAGUGCUCUGGUGGAGCACACAAAGAAGGUGCUGGUGAUUGAGGAUGGUGAAGUUGUUCAUCUCAAGGAUGGUGGUGCAUCCAUUUUCAAGUUUGACCAUGCUAAAGGUAAAGGGGGUGAAACUCUAGUAAGGCCUGCUUCAGUCCAACGUGCACUUUCAGUUCUGGAGAUGGAGGUUGAGCAAAUAAACAAAGGGAAGUAUGAGCACUACAUGCAGAAGGAAAUUCAUGAACAACCAGAAUCCCUUAAAACAACAAUGAGAGGAAGGCUUAUACGUGGAGGAUCCUGUAAAGCCAAGAGUGUCCUUUUGGGAGGGAUAAAGGAUCACCUCAAAACUAUAAGGAGAAGCAGAAGGAUAGUUUUCAUCGGCUGUGGAACAAGUUAUAAUGCAGCUUUAGCAGCACGGCCCAUUUUAGAAGAACUUUCUGGUAUUCCUGUUACAAUGGAGAUUGCUAGUGAUCUUGUGGACAGGCAGGGGCCCAUAUACCGAGAAGAUACAACUGUCUUUGUUAGUCAAUCGGGAGAAACAGCUGAUACUUUGCAGGCAUUAGAAUAUGCAUUAGAAAAUGGUGCUUUAUGUGUUGGCAUCACCAAUACUGUCGGUAGUGCAAUUGCUAGGAAUACACACUGUGGAGUUCACAUAAAUGCUGGAUGCGAGAUAGGUGUAGCUAGUACCAAGGCAUACACAAGCCAAAUUGUUGUCAUGGCUAUGUUGGCUCUUGCAAUUGGAGAUGACACAAUUUCUAGUCAAGCAAGACGGGAAGCGAUAAUAGACGGCCUAUUUGACUUGCCAAAGAAAGUAAAAGAAGUUCUCAAGCUCGACCAGGAAAUGAAAGAUCUUGCUCAAUUACUGAUUGCUGAACAAUCCCUUCUUGUAUUUGGAAGAGGAUACAACUAUGCAACAGCCUUGGAAGGUGCCUUGAAGGUAAAAGAAGUGGCACUUAUGCACAGUGAAGGAAUACUUGCUGGUGAGAUGAAACAUGGACCCUUGGCUUUAGUCGACGAAACUCUCCCUAUAGUUGUCAUCGCCACCCGUGAUGCUUGUUUCAGCAAGCAGCAGUCAGUGAUUCAGCAACUUCAUGCUCGGAAAGGUCGACUAAUAGUGAUGUGUACUAAAGGUGAUGCAGCAUCUGUGUGCGUCGGUGGAUCUUGCCGUGUAAUUGAAGUUCCGCAGGUUGAGGACUGCCUACAGCCUGUGAUUAACAUAGUGCCUUUGCAGCUUUUGGCAUAUCAUCUGACUGUUCUACGGGGAUACAACGUCGAUCAGCCUCGGAAUCUAGCAAAAAGCGUGACAACUCAAUGAGGAACGAUCCAUAUGAUUUGCAGUUGGUUUCUAAACCUUGUCAACAGACAAGACUCCAGCAAACCUCGACUCGGGGAUCGAUAGAGGAGUGUGACAAAGGCCCAUGUUUUCGUUGAGCUUCUCCUGCACACACACAUCAACUGAUCUUGUUAAGACAGAUCGCUAACUGUUAUGUAAAGAACACUAUCUGGAACCGUAGUUCGUCAUACGUGAUCCUGUGUCUGUCUAAAACUAAACUGUCUUCUGACAGCAGGAAACAGAGACGCAACGUUCCCGGUCGCCCUUUGUUUUUUGCAAAAAGAAAAAAAGAAAAAUGUUGUGUUUGUACUUAGGUAUGGAUCAAUGUAAACAUAACGCUACCAAUAGCGCUGUCCAAUAAUGAAAAACUUUUGACUUAGGCUGCGAGGGAGAAGUGGCAAUUA